Messenger RNA from Maylandia zebra (zebra mbuna), 792 nucleotides. Lineage: Eukaryota; Metazoa; Chordata; Actinopteri; Cichliformes; Cichlidae. The record is from RefSeq and is a predicted model, not a curated record.
AUGUAUGAUGGAGGCCUUCAUUACAAUAAUGGACGUCGAGGUCAAGACGAGCACUUCAGAGGACGGGUCUCACAUUUCCCACAAGAGCUGCAGUUUGGUAACGCCUCCAUCAUCAUCAGAAACACCACGGUGGCUGACAGUGGAGACUACACCUGUGAUUUUCCACAUCUGCAGCCAGAACAAAGGUUCUGCAUUAAACUUGUUGUUGAACUCACCUUGAAAGAUCGAUCAGGAGAAAUCCCAGGUGCAGCUCCGAAGCCGUUUGUUGGGAUCCUGAACAUCAGCGAGGACGAGGCGCUGCUGAAGUGUGAGGUCAGAGGUGCUUCUCCAAAGCCUAAAGUAGAGUGGAGGGACAGCGAUGGGAACAUCCUUCCUGCUGAGGAGCCACAGGUGUCACGCACAGGAGAGCGCUAUGACAUCACCCUCCUCACCACGGUGACCAGGACAAACAGCAGCCUCUUCCACUGCGUAGCCACGCAGGAGGAGAUGGGCCAUGUGACCCGUGAUCAGAUCGACGUGCGUUACUGUGAGAAAACGUCUGAGGUGAAGUCCCACUGUGGAGUCGGUGUGCUCAUAGGUUUGUGGUUUUCUGGAGUUCUGACUGUCGCUGCAACUCUGGCUCCAUCUGUAGCUGCAAAGUGCAUCAGAAAACACAAGAAAGCUUCUCAGAGAAACCAGAGAGACGAUCCUUCUAAGGAAGCUUGUAACGGUGACGCUUCACUCACAAACUGUUUAACGUCACAGCUGUAGUGUGUUUGUGAGGCGGGGGGGGUCACCAUUACUUUUUUAAUA